Messenger RNA from Sander lucioperca (pikeperch), 1700 nucleotides. RefSeq names its product phosphatidylethanolamine binding protein 1 (gene pebp1). The coding region runs from base 100 to 663 and encodes 187 amino acids. The record is from RefSeq and is a predicted model, not a curated record. The transcript has 4 exons. Gene Ontology annotation, biological process: negative regulation of MAPK cascade. NCBI's taxonomy places the organism in Eukaryota, Metazoa, Chordata, Actinopteri, Perciformes, Percidae.
UAUCUAUCCUAGUGGUACUUGAACGCAACACUUUUUUGUGUUUCUGCAUGUAACGGUACAGCCAACAACAACGUCUGCAACCGGACUACAAGUCUAAAAAUGCCCGUUGAUUUGAGCCAGUGGACCGGGCCUCUUGCCCUGCCGGAGGUCGAGGAGAAGCCUGCACAGCCUCUGACCGUUAAAUACGACUCUGUGGAAAUCGACGAGCUUGGCAAAGUGCUCACGCCAACACAGGUGCAGAAUCGACCCACCUGCGUGGAGUGGGAAGGAUGUGACUCCAGUAAGUUGUACACUUUGGCCCUGACCGACCCUGACGCUCCCAGCAGGAAAACUCCGAAAUUCAGGGAGUGGCACCACUUUCUGGUUGUCAAUAUGAAAGGGAAUGAUGUGUCCUCUGGCUGUGUCUUAUCGGACUACGUGGGCUCUGGUCCUCCCAAGGGCACAGGUCUCCACAGGUAUGUGUGGCUGGUGUAUGAGCAGCCAGGCAGCCUGUCCUGCACCGAGACCGUCCUAACUAACCGGUCUGGAGACAGCCGCGGCAAAUUCAAGAUCCAGAGUUUCAGGCAGAAGUACAACCUGGGAGCCCCGGUGGCGGGAACCUGCUACCAGGCCGAGUGGGACGACUAUGUCCCCAAACUGUACGAGCAGUUGGCCGGAAAAUAAAUGAAUAAGACUUGACUCGAGCGUUCAGCACUAGGAAUUCCCACAGAGGCUGGUGGUCUAUAGGAAAUUCCCAUUCGUACAAGAAGCAAAAACCCCAACAGAAACAAAGCAUUUUUUUUUUUGUGAGUGUGCCACUGAAUAGUUCUUUUUAUUGAAACUGAAUAUUAUUUUCCCCCCUGUUGCCUACCUGUGACAAAUAACUGCUCCUCUCAAUGUCACCUGCACUCAUCUGCAAUAAAUCUAGUAAAGAAAUAGUAGAAAUAGUUGCAUUAUCUAUUGAAAUGUUUUCAGAUCCUGCAGUGGCUGUUUAAUGUUUGGACACCCAUUUGGCCAACUUGGAUCCUCCAGAACAUCUUAGUAUUAAGCAUUAGUAUUAAGUAUGAUAAUAAAUAAUCAUAAAUAUGAGGAAUGAUUUGAUAAUAAUUAGAACCAUUGCAUUUUUGGAGGCUGGAAACAUUUGGCACCUCGAUUGCAGGAGCAGUUUGCAGAAAGUACAUUAUUUACUGUAAAAGGUGUCAGCAGGUACAAUAACGUUUGGACUGGAGGAACUAGGCUUUAAAUUUAGUUGAGGUGAGAGACAUGAAACUGCUUUAUUUACAGUUUUAUUAUAUAUUUUUAGUUAUACUACUAUAGAUUGUCAUAUUAUAACUGGUACUUAAAAACCAGUUGGCCACUUCUGCACAGUAAAUAUGAAAUGUUGAAUACUUGACCAAUUAUGUUUUCAGCUCAAAGGUCAGACAUUGGAGCCCUUCAGCAGCCAUGUGCGCUGUCAAAAUGUUCUGAAGACAUUGACAUCAAGGCUUAAACUACUUUAACUAAGUCCUGGUUUGUUAAUCGGACAUAUGUAACAACACGCCCUUAGUUUGUGUGAUGAGCACUUUAUUUACAAAUAUAAUUAAAAGCUCUGACAGAUUCAUGCUUUCUUUUAACCUGGAAAAAAAUUAAAGUGCAUGCAAUAAUAAAGCAUCAUACUGGUCUGGUUUAUAAGAAAAUACACAGCUUGGGAGUUGUGUAAAGCAAAAAAAAAAAAAAAAAAA